Messenger RNA from Oncorhynchus keta (chum salmon), 7200 nucleotides. Its product is annotated as glypican-4-like. Gene Ontology annotation, cellular component: extracellular region; synapse; plasma membrane. Gene Ontology annotation, biological process: cell migration; regulation of protein localization to membrane; regulation of signal transduction. The record is from RefSeq and is a predicted model, not a curated record. Lineage: Eukaryota; Metazoa; Chordata; Actinopteri; Salmoniformes; Salmonidae. The transcript has 9 exons. Bases 655 to 2340 code for a protein of 561 amino acids.
GAACUCGCAAUUCUGGCUAUCCACUGGGACUUUGCUAUGCGCUUAGCCUCAGGACUUCAGCACGCCUAGCGUAUAAUACAGUCUAGUGUCCUGUCUGUAAAGAAACUGUAGCUCGCUGAAGAUUGCAAACAUUUUCGGUCAACUUUUUUUUAUAAAAAACUUUUAUUUUAUUUUUCCUCCCCAUCAUUGUCCUUCGUUGGAACCGAAGUCGAGGUGGAUGCAACUUUACAGACACAUUGUAAAAACAAGUUUGGCUGUUUUCGUUUGGUUGCCUAUUUUAGGAAAAUUGUCAUACGUUUGAAACUAAUGUUUUGGUUCCUGCUUUUUGAAUCUAUGGGAGAGUUUGGAACUCGAAAAACAUUUUGAAGACUAAACGCUACUUUUUUUUUUUUAGAACAUUGCCUUCAUGUUUCCCAUAUAUGUAUAGUUUUAAGGUGGCACAAGCACGUUUGUGAAUUAAGAAUCCGGUGAGCUAGUCAACCAAUUCGGUAACUUUUAGAGCUUUAGCUAGUAGCCAGUGAAGUGUAAGGAAAUCUGGGUCUCCAUGAAGAAAUCCCAACGUGUGAGUUAACUGUCCUAGUAACCUAAUACAGCUGAACGCUUUUCUCGUGUUUUUUUGUGCCCAUAACAUUUUUAUUUCAUUUAACCGACUCAAUGAACACGAUGUUAGUGUUCUCUACGGUUUACACAUUGGCCCUGCUUUUUGUUUCGACGAAGGCUGAGCCCAAUUCGAAAAGCUGCAUUGAAGUUAGGGCUGCAUACAGUUCCAAAGGCUUCAACAUCAAUGACGUUCCCAACAAAGGGGUACACGGAGCCCCCCUAAAGGUGUGUCCUCAGGGCUACUCAUGCUGUACCCUGGAGAUGGAGGAAAAGCUGAGCCAGCAGAGCCACUCAGACCUGAAGGCCCCCGUCUCCCAGCUCAACUCCAACCUACAGAGCACCUUCAAACAGAGGCACAGCCAAUUUGAUCAAUUCUUCCGUGAGUUGCUGGACAAUGCGGAGCACUCGCUCAACGACAUGUUCGUGCGCACGUAUGGCCUGAUGUAUGUGCAUAAUGCGGAGCUAUUCAAGCACUUUUUCCAGGAGCUGAAGCGCUACUAUGUGUCGGGCAGCGGGGCAGUCAACCUGGACUCCAUGCUGUCUAACUUCUGGGAAGACCUCCUGGAGAGGAUGUUCCGAUUGGUCAACGUCCAGUACGAGUUCAGUGACGCCUACAUGGAGUGUGUCAGCCGCCACACCGAGCAACUGAAACCGUUUGGUGACGUGCCGCGCAAGCUCCGCCUCCAGCUGACACGGGCCUUUGUCGCGGCACGCACCUUCACACGUGGCCUGGCGCUCAUGCCCGAGGUGGUCAACAAAGUCUCCACGGUCAGUGUAUCCCCUAGCUGUGUGCGGGCAGCCAUGAAGAUGUUGUACUGUCCCUACUGCAAAGGCCAGGUGGCCCUCAAGCCUUGCCAGAACUACUGUCUCAACGUGAUGCGUGGCUGUCUGGCCAACCAGGCUGACCUCGACACAGAGUGGAACAACUUCCUGGAUGCCAUGUUCAGUCUGGCUGAGAGACUGGAGGGGCCCUUCAACUUUGAGUCUGUGAUGGACCCCAUUGACGUUAAGAUCUCUGAGGCCAUCAUGAACAUGCAGGAGAAUAGCAUGCAGGUGUCACAGAAGGUGUUCCAGGGGUGUGGUCAGCCUAAACCAGGUAAUGGCUUCCGGUCGCAUCGCUCAGUCAAGGAGACGGGAUUCACCGGUCGCUUUCGACCCUACAGCCCUGACGCACGGCCCACUACUGCUGCUGGCACCAGCCUGGACAGACUGACGACAGACGUGAAGAAAAGGCUGAAGCAUGCUAAGAAGUUCUGGUCCACGCUGCCAGAAACCGUGUGUGCUGGGGAGAGGAUUACGUCGAGGGAUGACUGUUGGAACGGAACAGCAAAGAGCAGGUACGAGUCUGUUGUCAUGGGCAAUGGAUUGGCCAAUCAGGUGUCCAACCCGGAUGUGGAAGUGGACAUUACAAAGCCAGAUGUGGUGAUUCGCAGUCAGAUCGCAGUGUUGAAGGAAAUGACCAGCUGGCUGAAGGCCGCCCACAGCGGCAAUGAUAUCUCCAUCGACCAAGGUGAGAAUGAUGAGGAUGGUAGCGGAGGACAGGAGAGUGGUAGCGGCUGUGACUCUCCAUCCUGUGAGGCAGACCGGGACAUCUACUUCUCCAUCCCACCCACCCCCAUCAACCCCCGCGUGGUCAAGGUGGUGCACCAGGAAAUGACCGGUGGAGACCGUAUGGCACACGGGAGCAUAGCACUCGCACUCUGUGGGCUCACCCUGGCCCUGCUCGCCCCCCAUUGGUGAUAAAGGGAGAGAGAGUGAGAAAGUAAGAUGGAGAGAAGGGAAAAACUGUCAGACUUUUAAGAAGACUGCCUUCAGGACCUGUCUGCCCGCCAUCAUGUGGGGGGGGGGACUAUUGAGUUAUUUUAAUUUUUCGUUUGUUUUUAUAAAAAUGGUCAAUACUGUACAGCGAUUUCCUUCCACUUUUCUUGUUUGUUUCUUUGCCUUUUGUCCUGAUUUAACUGAUUCGCCGCUUGCGGCACCUUCGAGCUAGAAUCCCUCCCGCCACAUUACCAACAGUGUUUUGAGUUCUUCCAUUUCAUUCAUGGGCUGGCCAGGGAUGAAUGUGGCUAUGCCAGAAAAGAGAACAUCUUGGUUACAUGUUGAAGCUCUAGACUGGCUCUCAAAGCUAAGAGUACAGUAGCUCUGUGGGAAAAUACUUAGAAGUUACAGGGCUGAUGUUUAGAUGGUUCGAUAGGAGAUUGAACUCGCUGGCGAGGGGUUCUAGGGGCUUCUGUGUGCCCAGGUGUGCAUCCAUAAUGUGGAAGGAGUAGCACUUCCCAAACGACCCUCAAAUACCAAACUGGUCCACUGAGAUCAUACCACAUCUGUGUUCUCUGAAUCAUCAUUAUACACUAGCAGUGUUGAAAUGGAACAUGUCUGAUGGAGUUGGAUGUAUGGGGAGGUCCUGAUGUAGGCUAGAAGAGAAAGUUGGUGACUUGAGAGAAGGGACCCCCCUCCCUGUCAUUCCUCUAUAGAAGGCAGAGUUUACAAAGAGCAGUCCUCUGUGUCCUGGGGCAGAGAGUCUAUUCAGUUCAGAGCAGACUCAGACUCUGCACAAUUUGUCUUACAUAUGAUAAAAUAGCAUGAUCUUGACAGGGAGUAGCUUGUAUGUCCAAAAUGUUUGAGAUGUAGCAGAAAAGAGAAACCAAGACACAGUUGAGUGACUUUGUGAAUUGAGUCAGAGAUGAGAGAAAUGUGGAGACUGAGUAUGAUGAAAUUGUAACACAGGGUUUUAUGUUGAGGAAUUUUUCGGUAUAUACUGUGUGUAUGUGUAUAUAUAAAUAUAUAUAUAUAAAAACAAUACUCAUCUCAUAAUUACAGUUGGAGUCGGAAGUUUACAUACACAUAGGUUGGAGUCAUUAAAACUAGUUUUCAACCACUCCACAAAUUUCUUGUUAAUGAACUAUAGUUUUGGCAAGUCGGUUAGGACAUCUACUUUGUGCAUGACACAAGUCAUUUUUCGAACAAUUGUUUACUGACAGAUUAUUUAACUUACAAUUCACUGUAUCACAAUUCCAGUGAGUCAGAGGUUUACCUACACUAAGUUGACUGGGCCUUUAAACAAUUUGGAAAAUUCCAGAUGAUGUCAUGGCUUAGAAGCUUCUGAGGGACUAAUUGACAUAAUUUGAGUCAAUUGGAGAUGUGCAUGUAUUUCAAGUCCAAGCUUCAAACUAAGUGUCUCUUUGCUUGACAUCAUGGGAAAAUCAAAAGAAAUCAGCUAAGACCUCAGAAGAAAAAGUGGAGACCUCCUCCACAAGUCUGGUUCAUCCUUGGGAGAAAUUUCUCAAUGCCUGAAUUCACCAAGUUCAGCUGUACAAACAAUAGUACGCAAGUAUAAACACCAUGGGACCACGCAGCCGUGAUACCACUCAGGAAGGAGACGCGUUCUGUCUCCAAGAGAUGAACGUACUUUGGUGCGAAAAGUGCAAAUCAAUCCCAGAACAACAGCAAAUUACCUUGUGAAGAUGCUGGCGGUAACGGGUACAAAAGUAUCUAUAUCCACAGUAAAACGAGUCCUAUAUCAACAUAACCUGAAAGGUCGCUCAACAAGGAAGAAGCCACUGCUCCAAAACCGCCAUAAAAAAGGUAGACUACGGUUUGCAACUGCACAUGGGGACAAAGAUCACAUUUUUGGGAGAAAUGUCCUCUGGUCUGAUGAAACAAAAAUAGAACUGUUUGCCAUAAUCACCAUCGUUAUGUUUUAGAGGAAAAGGGGGAGGCUUGCAAGCCGAAGAACACCAUCCCAACAGUGAAGCUCGGGCGUGACAGCGUCAUGUUGUGGGGGUGUUUUGCAGGAGGGACUGGUGCACUUCACAAAAAUAUAUGGCAUCACGAGGAAGGAUAAUUACGUGGAUAUAUUGAAUCAACAUCUCAAGACAUCAGUCAGGAAGUUAAAGCUUGGUCGCAAAUGGGUCUUCAAAAUGGACAAUGACCCCAAGCACACUUCCAAAGUUGUGGAAAAAUGGCCUAAGGACAACAAAGUCCAGGUAUUGGAGUGGCCAUCACAAAGCCUUGACCUAAAUCCUAUAGAACAUUUGUGGGCAGUCCUGAAAAGCGUGUGCGAGCAAGGAGGCCUACAAACCUGACUCAGUUACACCAGCUCUGUCAGGAGGAUUGGGCCAAAAUUCACCCAACUUAUUGUGGGAAGCUUAUGGAAGGCUACCAGAAACAUUUGACACAAGUUAAACAAUUUAAAAGCAAUGCAAGCCAAUACUAAUUGACUGUAUGUAAACUUCUGACCCACUGGGAAUGUGAUGAAAGAAAUAAAAGCUGAAAUAAAUAAUUCUCGCUACUAUUAUUCUGGCAUUUCACAUUCUUAAAAUAAAGUGGUGAUCCUAACUGACCUAAAACAGGGAAAUUUACUAGGGUUAAAUGGCAGGAAUUGUGAAAAAAAUAGUAACUGUAUUUGGCUAAGACAGACACAGACAGUUUGGACACACUCAUUCAAAGUUUAUUCUUUAUUUGUGCUAUUUUCUACAUUUUAUAAUAAUAGUGAAGACAUCAAAAUAAUGUAACAACACAUAUGGAAUCAUGUAGUAACCAAAAAAGUGUUAAACAAAUUCUAUUUGAGAUUCUUUAAAGUUGCCACCCUUCAUCUUGAUGAAAGCUUUGCACACACUUGGCAUUAUCUCAACCAGCUCUAUGAGGUAGACACCUGCAAUGCAUUUCAAUUAACAGGUGUGCCAUGUUAAUUUGUGGAAUUUCUUUCCUUAAUGCGUUUGAGCCAAUCAGUUUUGUGACAAGGUAGGGCUGGUAUACAGAAGAGAGGCUUGGUAACUCUAAUGAACUUAUCCUCUGCAGCAGAGGUAACUUGGUCUUCCUUUCCUGUGGCGGUCCUCAUGAGAGCCAGUUACAUCUUAGCGCUUGAUGGUUUUUGCGACUGAACUUGAAGAAAUUAAGUUAUUGCAAUUUUCUGGAUUGACUGACCUUGAUGUCUUAUAGUAAUGAUGGAUUGUCAUUUCUCUUUGCUUAUUUGAGCUGUUCUUGCCAUAAUAUGGACUUGGUCUUUUACCAAAUAGGGCUAUAUUCUGUGUAUAUGUAUAUAUAUAUAUAUAUAUAUAUAUGUAUAUGUAUAUGUAUAUGUGGGAUGUGUGUGUAUACAGUGCCUUGCGAAAGUAUUCGGCCCCCUUGAACUUUGCAACCUUUUGCCACAUUUCAGGCUUCAAACAUAAAGAUAUAAAACUGUAUUUUUUUGUGAAGAAUCAACAACAAGUGGGACACAAUCAUGAAGUGGAACGACAUUCAUUGGAUAUUUCAAACUUUUUUAACAAAUCCAAAACUGAAAAUUGGGCGUGCAAAAUUAUUCAGCCCCCUUAAGUUAAUACUUUGUAGCGCCACCUUUUGCUGCGAUUACAGCUGUAAGUCGCUUGGGGUAUGUCUCUAUCAGUUUUGCACAUCGAGAGACUGACAUUUUUUCCCAUUCCUCCUUGCAAAACAGCUCGAGCUCAGUGAGGUUGGAUGGAGAGCAUUUGUGAACAGCAGUUUUCAGUUCUUUCUACAGAUUCUCGAUUGGAUUCACGUCUGGACUUUGACUUGGCCAUUCUAACACCUGGAUAUGUUUAUUUUUGAACCAUUCCAUUGUAGAUUUUGCUUUAUGUUUUGGAUCAUUGUCUUGUUGGAAGACAAAUCUCCGUCCCAGUCUCAGGUCUUUUGCAGACUCCAUCAGGUUUUCUUCCAGAAUGGUCCUGUAUUUGGCUCCAUCCAUCUUCCCAUCAAUUUUAACCAUCUUCCCUGUCCCUGCUGAAGAAAAGCAGGCCCAAACCAUGAUACUGCCACCACCAUGUUUGACAGUGGGGAUGGUGUGUUCAGGGUGAUGAGCUGUGUUGCUUUUACGCCAAACAUAACGUUUUGCAUUGUUGCCAAAAAGUUCAAUUUUGGUUUCAUCUGACCAGAGCACCUUCUUCCACGUGUUUGGUGUGUCUCCCAGGUGGCUUGUGGCAAACUUUAAACAACAUGUUUUAUGGAUAUCUUUAAGAAAUGGCUUUCUUCUUGCCACUCUUCCAUAAAGGCCAUAUUUGUGCAAUAUACAACUGAUUGUUGUCCUAUGGACAGAGUCUCCCACCUCAGCUGUAGAUCUCUGCAGUUCAUCCAGAGUGAUCAUGGGCCUCUUGGCUGCAUCUCUGAUCAGUCUUCUCCUUGUAUGAGCUGAAAGUUUAGAGGGACGGCCAGGUCUUGGUAGAUUUGCAGUGGUCUGAUAAUCCUUCCCUUGCAAUAGUAUCGCUUGCACAGUGCUCCUUGGGAUGUUUAAAGCUUGGGAAAUCUUUUUGUAUCCAAAUCCGGCUUUAAACUUCUUCACAACAGUAUCUCGGACCUGCCUGGUGUGUUCCUUGUUCUUCAUGAUGCUCUCUGCGCUUUUAACGGACCUCUGAGAAUAUCACAGUGCAGGUGCAUUCAUACAGAGACUUGAUUACACACAGGUGGAUUGUAUUUAUCAUCAUUAGAUAUUUAGGUCAACAUUGGAUCAUUCAGAGAUCCUCACUGAACUUCUAGAGAGUUUGCUGCACUGAAAAUAAAGGGGCUGAGUAAUUUUGCACGCCCAAUUUUUCAGUUUUUGAUUUGUUAAAAAAGUUUGAAAUAUCCAAUAAAUGUUGUUCCACUUCA